UUUUUUUUAAAGACAAAAUGGAAACCUACAUGAAGCUAAAAAGUCUUGAUAAAAGAAUAGAAGAAUAUAGAAUGAAACGAAGAGUCAACGAACAUAAAGCAAAAGUUAAUAACCCAGAAGCAUUUUAUAGAAUCAGAUUUGAAGAACUCCAAAUCGAGCUGAAAGAGGUCCAAGAAUGUAGAGCAGACAUGUCUGCUAAAUAUGAGAAAUACCUUAACGAUGUGGGCAGAAUCAUUGAGAGGCAAGAAAAAGAUGCCCCUUAUAUCAAGUCAAGACAGCAUCUAAUGGAUCAAAAGAAAACCUUAGUUAAGACCAUCCAAGAGAUUGACCCAAAAUGGAGGGCAAAAAUUCAAUAUGAGAAAGAAAUCGAACUCCAGAGACUCCGAAAAGUAGGAGAAAAGACUCAAAGCUAUCACCUUAAGCGUGAGCAGGACAUCUUGGAAAAGCAGCAAAUUGAGGAUGAUAUCCAAAAGACCAGACAUGAUAUUGUCAGCUCAAUUUUCAAAAAAGUGUAUUAA
Molecule: messenger RNA, 518 nt
Organism: Moneuplotes crassus
Lineage: Eukaryota; Ciliophora; Spirotrichea; Euplotida; Euplotidae
Source: the annotation of a GenBank genome assembly